AUCGCUUUACUUAGAAAUAACUGAGGAGGUAAAAGGUAUCAGGCAAUAUUUAAUUAUCUUAGACAAACGCAUUUGUAUGAUAUUCUGGUCCAUACUCCAUACCAGUUGGUGGCGGUAAUGCACCAAUUCGUUGUUUGUCAACAGCCAAUAAACACAAAGAAGAAAAAAAGAAGCAGAAUAUCGUCAAGCAUAGGAACUCGGCUAGUGCCACUUCCAUCAUGUCAGGAUAGAAAAGCAAACAAACAGCAGACAAAGCUCGGUAGAACCAUCCUUUUCCGAAACGGAGUCUUUACGAUGGAAGGCGAGGAGGAGAGGGGUGUUGUUCGUGUCAAAGUCAAGAAAUGUGAUGGGGCACUUCCUGUGGAGUUUCGCUCCUUUGCUGUUGAUCCCCAGAUUACAUCGCUGGAGGUUUUGCAGCACAUACUUAUCAGAGCCUUUGAUUUAAAUGGGAAGAGAAAUUUCAGCGUUGGCUACCUGUCUCGCGAUCGCAGUGGUGCUGAAAUGUAUCUGUCUCUGGUCUCUGACUGGGAUUUGGAUGUUGCGUUUGUCAGUGCAGCCAGACCAUUUCUGCAGCUCAAGAUGGAUAUAAAACCUUCCGAGGACAGCCCUGUUUUGGAAGACUGGGACAUCAUAAGCCCCAAAGACGUGAUUGGCUCUGAGCAGCUUCUCACGGAGAAGACUAGAUCUUUGGCAUCUGCAGCUCUUCCCUUCACCCAGUCUCUACUGUCCCAGGUGGGCCGGACCCUGUCGAAGGUCCAGCAGGCCUUCAGCUGGUCUUAUGGGGAGGAGAUCAAGCCUUUCAAGCCCCCUCUAAGUGACGCUGAGUUUCACAGUUACCUUAACGGACAGGGACAGUUGACCCGGCCUGAGGAACUCAGACUGCGAAUCUACCAUGGGGGUGUGGAGCCGUCGCUGCGGAAGGUGGUUUGGCGUUACCUCCUGAACGUCUAUCCAGAUGGACUGAGCGGACAGGAGAGAAUGGACUACAUGAAGAGGAAGACGAGAGAGUAUGACCAACUAAAGAGAGAGUGGACAACCCGGGUUAGUCAUGAGGACCUUGAAUUUAUCCGUGGAAACGUUCUCAAAGACGUCCUGAGGACGGAUCGAGCUCAUCCAUACUAUGCAGGCUCCGAGGAUAGUCCACAUUUGACUGCCCUCACAGAUCUGCUCACCACAUUUGCCAUCACUCAUCCACAGAUAUCUUACUGUCAAGGCAUGAGUGACAUUGCCUCCCCAAUACUUGCAGUAAUGGACAACGAGGCACACGCCUUCAUUUGCUUUUGUGGCAUCAUGAAACGCUUAGAAGGAAACUUCCGGCCAGACGGGCAGCUCAUGUCUGUUAAGUUCCAGCAUCUGAAGCUCCUCCUGCAGUACUCCGACCCUGAAUUCUACUCUUACCUAGUGUCCCGAGGAGCUGACGACCUCUUCUUCUGCUACCGUUGGCUUCUUCUGGAGCUUAAACGAGAGUUUGCGUUUGAUGAUGCUCUAAGAAUGCUGGAAGUUACUUGGAGCUCUCUGCCCCCAGAUCCUCCUGAAACUGAAGUGGAGCUGCUGGGGCCACCCCUGGAAGCCGACGAAACAAUGUUCAGCAACUUUGAGGACAAGACGGUUGAGGACUACUUUCAAGAUAAGGAACAAAAAGAGAAGCAGCGUCGACGGCACAUGCUGCGACCUUCAAGAGAAGAAGCAGACAUGAACAUAAAUGCCAUCGCUGAUGAAAUGGACAGGCAAAGCGUGAGCUCGGACAAAGUAAAUGUGGGUGACGAGUGUGAUAUCCCUCAGGUAACCAUGGGAAAGACAGAUCUGAAAGGUGCUCCCUUCGAGAGGCAGACUAGUUUUGGGGAGUUUAAAUAUUAUACUGCCCGAAAUGAAGACAGCUUUGAUAUGGAGGAGGGUGAACAGCAUCCUCCAUGUCAACAGGGUGCGGUGGUUUCAGAGACAAUAACGAGCAUCCCGAGGCGCCAAUCCACAACUGACACUGAGGAGGACACGGGAGAGCAAACACCACUGUUUAAAAAUUGUGAUAAUGAUGUUUCUCCACCUCUUUUCCCAAGCAGCCAACCCAUCUGGAAAACUGGCUCCUCUGUCUCUCCCAUGUCUUCAGUGUCACCAUCGAGUUGGCCUGGUGUUUCUCCAGACUCUCCUCCAAAGUCCACAUCACCAUACGCAAGCAAUGAAAGUGAGGCCUUACCAAGAACUGGCCUAAACGUGUCAGCUUCUUCUACUCAGUUGCCCAGCAGUACGCGCAUCAGUUCACCCACAACCCCCACUGCAAGGACAUCCAUCGCCUCUCUUUCUACUGCUCCAAACAGAUCCCUGCUGUCUUCACCCAUUUUGUCCUUUGGAAGAGGAACAUCUUUGUCUGGUUCCAGGUUGUACUCAAACAGUCUCCUCUCACCUGGCAACAAAUCCCCCAGCAGCGCUGCUAAUACGCCCAGUUCUCUAAAAGCCGAGACCACUGGCAUCAAGCCGUGCUCCUUGCCACCUCCUCAAGAGUUUGGUAAAGGCAACCCCUUCAUGCUGUUCCUGUGCUUGUCCAUCCUGUUGGAGCACAGAGACCAUAUCAUCAAGAACAGUUUGGAUUACAAUGAGCUAGCCAUGCACUUUGAUCGCCUUGUGCGACGGCACAACCUGAGCAGGGUGCUGCAAAGAGCCAAGGCCCUGUUUGCAGAGUACUUGCAAAGUGAAGUGUGGGACUCAGAAGAAGGGGAUGAGGUUAGCUCAGACUCCCCAACAACAGCUACUGCUACUCAGCACUCCCCUUCUUCAGCCAUCUCAGCUAAGCCCAUUUACAGCCCUUUAGCAUCUCCACAGUUAUCAUCUCCAAAUUCAACCUAUAAUUUGGCGAACACCAUUCCUUCUCUGAUAGCUCAAAAUUCGUUUUCCACCAGUUCCUGAAUCUGUUGUACAUCACUGGCUACCUUUUCCGGACUGCUUAGUGGGUUCAGCUCUUUUAAUUCUGUCUCUAAUUAAAUACAUAUAUUCCUUAAGGUCAGUGUAAUAUUUUUCAUUUUUCUUUCUUGUUCUCUGGAAGUCAGGAUAAAGAAGCUAAAGAGCCUUUUUCCCACUGGGGUUGCCGACUCUCAGCUCAGUAAUUCGGGAAUCUUAUAUUUGACCCUGAGCCUGUCUGAAUCAUACACUUGGUGCAUUUAACCUAUAUUGCCAUUUUUAUUAUGUUUGCUUAUUAUGUUUCCUCUCCAGGAAGCCAUGGAAGUAUCUUAAUUAAAACACGGGAGUUACAUUAUUUAAAAAACAUAAUGGGGUGAUGGUUUCUUGAAAUCAUGAGUCAAGUCAUUGCUUUCACUCAUCCAGAGUGCACGAGCCACUGAAUAAUUGUAGAAUCUGUAUGUUUUGUUUUGUUUUUUGUUUGUUUGCUUGUUUGUUGUUGUUGUUGUUGUUGUUUUUUUUAAUAACCUCAAGUGUGACUUGUUACUCAUAAAAUAACAUGCUUGAUAGGGACCCCAAUAAUUUAAUCUAAUAAUCUAAAUUCUUUUAGUUUGGAUAUUUUAAAUAAGUGUGUGUGCGUGCACAAGGAGCCACUCGCUGACUAUUUAGUUGGCAUGUUGUUUCAUUUCUUUGUAUCUUUAAAGCAAACAUGCAGAACGGCAUUUGCAGUGACAUUCACUGUGCUCGGGAGCACAUGGUGCACCAUCCGGGCCUCAUUUCUGCCUGAGACUGCUUCCUGUUAAAAGUAGGUUGUCUUCUAAUACACUCACUUGAGGCAACUAGUUGUGAACUGAUGCCAUACAAAUAAUAUUGAAUUGAAAACAUACUUGGCAAUAUUUGACACAUAACACAACCAUUGCUGUCCUUUUCCAGUCAGUUUCUAGUUCUUUCUAACACAGCUUGGAGUUGUGAGACUAGCUCACCAUAACCACAACCUACCCUAUACUGGAGCAGACAGUAUGAAGGGGUAGGUUCUGAUGUUGAAACUGAGAUGGGGCCACUGUCUCUGAUCCAACCUCUGCUGAGCCGCUGUUAAAACAAACAGUUGUGACGUCUCUUUAAAACAUGUUAGCCCAGAACAAAAACUGGCUGCCAUGCUGUGUACACCAGUGUGGUUUCAGUCUACUUUGUACAAAUGCCUUUUUAUUAAGAGACCUUGUGCUAGGGUCACAAAUUAAAACUACAUCAGUAGUAAAGUGAGUACUGCACACUGUAAAUGUGUUUAUUGAGUAAUGUUUCAUUUUAGCACUUUGGUUAUUGCUCUUUUCCAAAGACAGUGUUUUAUGAAUGUACAGCUCGCAUCUUCUUUUGUCCUUUUUGGAUGGAAAGUUUAGGUGAUCUCACAGAGUGAACCCGACUAACACAAUCAAUCAAAAAGCAGCUGAAGGCUGUCAGGACAUGCCCAGGAAGAUUGGCCCUAUUUUGUUGUUUUGGGUGUUUUUUUUUUUAGUUGAUUUACAGAUUUAUUGAUCACAUUAGAUAUAUGCCUGUGAAAUCAAACCUUGCAUUGUGCUAGCUCUGAUAUAAACUCCACUUUAACAAAGCUUACAUUCAUCAUUUUCUGUUAUUGUUUGUGUCAAAGGCAGUUAUGCUCAUACUGUGGUUAUAAUAGGUGGUGGUGAUGUUCUGGUCUUAUUUUUUACCAGCUCAACAUACAUGAAGGGAAGCAAAUACAUAUUUAUGUUUAGGCCAUGACACUGUCAAUAAGCUGGGCAACUGGAAAAAUGCUUACUCUGGAUGGGUUUUGGCCCCAGUCACAUGAAUCCAUCCUCAGACCACAUGCUCGAUGUUCCAGACCUCAGCUCAGUUGUGGGCCAUCUGUUAGGGAUAUAGGGGCACAACUACAAAUUUUGGGAGUAGAUCUUAAAACUUUCUUCUUCCUAGCAUGGUUUACUUUACCUAUUCUUAAUUUUAAGGGAUAGGUAUUCUGUACACACAGUACUCAUGCAAACGGUUAAGCUUAUUUGGGAAAUACCUUCUGAGGACUGUUUCUAUUUAAACAGAAUUUGAAGUGACUGAUCUCUGUGGAGAAGCUCUUAUGGUUAUUAUUCUGGGGUUCUGUUUUGCCUCCUUUUGUAUGUCAGUAUUUAAUAUCAAAAUAAACCAAUCUGAAGUAACUGUA
This is a messenger RNA of Oreochromis aureus, 5068 nucleotides long. It is a transcript of the gene tbc1d25, whose product is annotated as TBC1 domain family, member 25. Gene Ontology annotation, molecular function: GTPase activator activity. NCBI's taxonomy places the organism in Eukaryota, Metazoa, Chordata, Actinopteri, Cichliformes, Cichlidae. Gene Ontology annotation, cellular component: autophagosome. The coding region runs from base 118 to 2898 and encodes 926 amino acids. Gene Ontology annotation, biological process: activation of GTPase activity; regulation of autophagosome maturation. The transcript is spliced from 7 exons. The record is from RefSeq and is a predicted model, not a curated record.